Asparagus officinalis (garden asparagus) is the source of this 2065-nucleotide messenger RNA. RefSeq names its product protein CHLOROPLAST IMPORT APPARATUS 2-like. The transcript has 2 exons. The record is from RefSeq and is a predicted model, not a curated record. The coding region runs from base 874 to 2040 and encodes 388 amino acids. Gene Ontology annotation, cellular component: nucleus. Lineage: Eukaryota; Viridiplantae; Streptophyta; Magnoliopsida; Asparagales; Asparagaceae. Gene Ontology annotation, biological process: regulation of DNA-templated transcription.
GCCGGGCUGAUGAAAGCUCAGAUUGUCCUUUCCCCUGUUUCAUCCUCUCAAAAGCUCCCCUGUUCUCCUGUUUUCUCUCAUUCUCGAAUCCCUCGACGCUCUCAAAUUCACACACACACCCUCUCUCUCUCCCUCUCGCCCCUUUCCUCUUUCUCUUUAUUCUUCUUCCAGAAUCUCAGUAGUGUUCUAUUGAUUGCCUGCCGAUUUCUUUAUUCUCUAUCUAGAAACUUUUACUGUUAUAUUGAGGAUUUGCUACUGUUCUCAGCAAGACAACCCCUUUUUCUCCCUCUCUCCAAUUUGGCUCUAGUUUCGCUAUCUUGGUUAGUGAAAAUCCCAUUUCCAUUUUCACACUCACUUGCCCAGUUUCAUUCCUAUUCAAGCAAAGAAAAGAUUCCUCUGUUUCGACUAGCGGCUGGAGUUUUUCUAAUUUUAAUUUUCCUGCAGUUCUUGCUCAUUUGACGGUAGUUCUCUUUGAGGAGAGGUCCUGUUGCAGAAUUUGCAGGUUUUGAGAUUUGGGUUUCUUUUGAGAAGGGUAGAAGUUUGAGAAGGCAGCUGGGUUUUGGGUUUUUGCAGGGGUUUAAGCCUGUUCCAACAUUUCUUGUGGGCUUUCUUUUUCCUCCAUAAUAAAGAUUGGAUUUUGAUGAUUACCCUGAUUUCUUUUCGAGGACUUCGAUGUGGGUUUCGAGAAUUUCUGAAUCUGGUGAGCUCUUUUAGUGCCUUUUAUCCCUGGGUUUAGGGUUUAGUAGUUCUCAAUACUAGUCCUCUGAACUGCACUUUUGGUGUAAUUCACUCUCUCAAAUUACUAAAAACGACAUAUGUCGGCUUCAAUCUGAAAUCUACUGUCUUCACAAUUAUCUUCAAGAGAUAUCGACAAUGUCGAUUCUUAGCACCGGUGGCCGAACUUACGGCUUCGAUCUAGACAUCAUAAAAUCCCCCGCUUCAUCCUCAGGCCGCUCUCCUUCCUCUUCUCCUUCAUCCACAAUCUCUGAAGCUUCAAAUUCUCCAAUUGCCAUUUCCACCAAAAGAGCCCGAGCACCUCGAAAGAGGCCCAACCAAUCUUACACUGAGGCAGCUGCUCUUCUCUCCACAAUUUACCCCAAUCUCUUCUCAACAAAAAACCUCCACAAGCUCUCUAAGCACUCAAAGCCAUUCUCUUCGUUGCCUCCCUCUUUGUUAUCCUCUUCUGACCUCCUCCCUCCAUUUCCUGUCAUUAAUGAAGCGGGUUUCCUGAUCCAAGACCAGUCUCCAUGUCAAUCUCCACGCAUUAGCUUUGGGUUCAAACCCGCUAGCCCGAGUGAAAAAUCCUGCAUCGAGUACCAAGAACCUAGUUCACCCGAGUCCACCGAUUAUGAUGUGGAGUCAAUUCUUGAUGAGGAGGUUGGAGAGGGAAUAGAUAGCAUACUGGGGAGUCUAAGUGUGGAGAAAUAUGAAUCCAACUCAAAUUCAUAUGUUAAUCCUCAUAUUGCAAGUCUUAUGGGGGUUGGAAUUGGGGGGAAGGCCAAAUUCGGGUUUGGGUUGCGGUUUGGCAGGAAUGAUAUCCGUCAGGCGCUUCGUGGAGCGCACAACAGCGAGUGGUGGAGGCCCACGAUUGCAGUGCCAGUUGGUGACAUUGUGCCCGUGCCCAAGUUCAGUGCGUUGCCGUCGUUGGAGAAGAAGAAGAAGAGCAAGAAGAAGAAGAAGGUUGAGAAGGAGGAGGUGAAGGAUGAGCCUAAAGCCCUUACAGCUGAAACCAAGGCAACAUCAGAACAAGAUACUUGUAACAGUUCAUUAGAAGUGGAGUUAAAAUCUGCAGGUUUGGGACUAAAAUUAAACACUGAAGAUGUGCUCAAGGAUUGGUCAGAUAGAGAAUUUCCCUUCGCCAGUGAAUCUGGCACUCCUGAAUCUUCGGCUGAUAUCCAUGCUAGGCUAGCAGAGAUUGAUCUGUCGCCAGAGAAUGAAGGCGGAGUAAGAGAAGCGAGCGUUCAGCGAUACAGAGAGAAGCGAAGGACCCGACUCUUCUCCAAGAAGAUCAGAUUAUCAGGUCCGGAAGGUGAAUGCUGAUGCAGCCCAGGAUGAAGGCCAAGUG